CAUUUCGCUUCCCUUAACUGAAGACACAGCAGGGUCCCAAGAAGGCUUUUUACUAUGUAAAAGGUCUCCAUCCAUUAGUCAGCCAUCAAAAGAAAUAGAAUUUGCUCCGCUUUUCCCAAAAGGUCUUAGUAACUAGGAUCAGAUAGAAUAAAACUGUUUAGAAACUUACUCUGAUGCACCAAAAUGCUUGCAACCACAGCCCCUGUGCAAAACAGGUGGUCGUGAAGGAUGCUUGUGAGAGGUUCCUCAGCUGAAGUUCAUGAAUUCUCAUACUGUAACUAAAUGCUAAUUUGUAAAAUUACCCUUUCUUCCUAGAAGUCCUUAUUUAAACUACCUGGACUAAUACUUCUUCUUUGCCAUCAGAAUUGUGCUCUAACAUUGCUGUGGGUUGGUAAAUGAUUCUCUAGCCCUGCAUGAUCACUUCAGAGUGAGGAGCACUCAGUAACAUCUGGACACAUCUGAACACCAUCUUCAGAGAAAGGGAAGUGCAAAGCCUCAUUAAGAAUUCAGAUGUUGGACAGAUAUUGGAGCAUAUUUUGUUUUGAAAAGCAUCCUUUCUCCAGUGGGAUGCCCAGCAUUUGUGGGGCUUGAAUGUUUGGGGGUGUUUUUAGUGGCUCUGUGUGGGCAAUGAUGUUCUCCUUGCCUGGAGCCCUGCUGUUGCAUGGCACAGCACCAGAGCUGUACAGCUGGCUGAGAAGGCAGCAUGUCCUCUGGGCUAUGGUGAACUACCACAGGAAGAAUCUAACACAAGCAGAAAAUUCCUGGUAUUUAGGUUACUGCAGAACAGCCAGGUUUUAAGCUGAGGCCCUGAGGGCCAUGAGUGAUGGGAAAGGCACGGAGUCUGAAGCUGGGGUCUUGCUCUCACUGGUGCCAAGACACGGGAACUAAAGAUUUGCAGUCAUUCCCAAUUUGUGACUGUAAUAACGAGGAAGACUCGUAUCCACCCAAGAAAGAUGUUGUGCCGGUAUCUGGAGGAAGGCUCUGACAGAUGGGGUACACUUCAGGUAGUGCAGCGGAGCCGGUCAGGCAGUGCUGUGUUCCCAGCUCAAACUGCUGAUGGCUGAGUACCAGCCUCCCCUUGGCAGCUGAGGCAGUGCCGUUCCCCACCCCAUCCUGCAGCAGCUCGCUGUGGCAACACGUGUGAGGUGUGUGGCAGCGCCCUCUGGACGCUCCAGAAAAGCUGGGCAACCGAUGCCCUGUCUCAGGCAGGGAGCAAAAAUGGGGAGCGGAGCAGCACACAGUUAAGUCGCCCAUCGUGGCAUCUGCUCCAAGGCCAGCACGAGCCCAUGGGAGUCCCAUGCCAGAAGCCAAGAUUUGGUUCCACUCCCAGAAAAGUCAACGAAACCCAUUUACAGUGGAAUGAUUUCAUCCUGUACUGCACGCUGAGUGACUUUCCAACAUGACUAUUAAUAGCAGGGGUUUAUCCCAGGUACAGGCUAGCAGAGCACAGAGCUACAGCGUUUCAGCGUAGCUGAUCAGUGGAGCCCUGGACUAAAAGAUGCUGAAUCUGUCAUAUGUGGGCAGAUCUCACUUGGCUUCAGAGUCUGAGUGCCUCUAGGAGCUACCUAAACAUUUUUCUAUUUAAUACAUCCCUUCCCAUGGUGCCAUUCUCAACAUCAGCUAAUCACCAUCCCAUGGGGAAAGAAGGAAAGCCCUAUCUAAAAAAAGUGGCAGCUAAAAUUUGGUGGCCUUGUCAAGGAGUUCAGGAGCUGAGUUGUUGCUAGUGUCUUCUAUAUGGAAAGUGUUAAGAUAGUACAGUGCUAAAAAAUGGUACAAGAUAGAAAAAAGGACAGGAGCCAUUAAUGUGUAGGGAAUGUUGGACAUUACACACCGUGUGGUUUUGACUGUGCAGGAUUUCUUUUCCAUGUGUCCUUCCCUUAAAAUUGUUCUUCACAAAACUUUUGCCUUUUAUGCUCCACAGACAAGCAGAGCAAAUACAGAAAUAAUCUCCAGAAAUGUUCUGCAGAUGUUUUUGCUUCUUCAGUCUGUGUCUUUUCCUUCCAACCCAAAGGAGGUGCGCCCUGGGUCAUGUAUCUGACUUGCAUGGCAGAGACACAACAUCCCUCCCUGGAUUUGAGAACCUCACCAUGGGAUACAACAAAUACCUCAGGCCCUACUUUGGUGGAGAACCUGUUCAGAUUGCAAUGAGUCUGGACAUUGCAAGUAUUUCUAGUAUAUCCGAGAGCGACAUGGAUUACACAGCCACUAUAUAUUUGCGGCAGCGCUGGACAGACCCCCGGUUGGUCUUUCAUGGCAACAAGAGCUUCACACUAGAUGCUCGUCUAGUGGAAUUGCUCUGGGUACCAGACACGUACAUUGUGGAGUCAAAAAGGUCCUUCCUACAUGACGUCACUGUGGGGAACCGCCUCAUAAGAUUAUUCUCUAAUGGCACUAUCUUGUAUGCCUUAAGAAUCACUACUACUGUUGCUUGUAACAUGGACCUUUCAAAAUAUCCCAUGGAUACACAAACAUGCAGACUGCAGCUAGAAAGCUGGGGAUAUGAUGAAAAUGAUGUCAUCUUCACGUGGUUGAGAGGCAACGACUCUGUCCAUGGCAUAGAAAAGUUGCGGCUCUCUCAGUACACAGUGGAACGUUACUAUACCCUGGUCUCGAUGUCACAGCAGGAAACAGGCAGUUACCCACGACUGAUACUGCAGUUUGAGCUGAGAAGAAAUGUCCUUUACUUCAUUUUGGAGACCUAUGUGCCCUCCACUCUGCUUGUCAUGUUGUCCUGGGUUUCUUUUUGGAUCACAUUGGAUUCAGUGCCUGCAAGAACCUGCAUUGGAGUAACGACGGUGCUUUCCAUGACAACUCUGAUGAUCGGCUCACGAAGUUCACUUUCGAAAACCAACUGUUUCAUUAAAGCCAUUGAUGUUUACCUCGGCAUUUGCUUCAGCUUCAUCUUUGGUGCCCUUGUGGAAUACGCAGUGGCUCACUACAGCUCAUCACAAAAGCGUGCAGCAAAAGCACCUCAAGAGGGGCGUGCAAGUGAACUCAGUAAAGAAAAGGACGAAGUCAACAUCACUAACAUCCUCAACAGCUCCAUCACCAGCUAUAAACGGAAAAUCAGUUUUACAAGCAUUGAGAUUUCCAGUGAUAAUGUUAACUGCAGUGACUUGACUAUGAAAACUCAUGAGAAAAUCAAAUGUGUCUUGAGAAACAAAAUGCACAGGAUUAUUAGUUACUUCACAAUUCAGAACCCUAGCAAUGUAGACCACUACUCCAAAUUGCUUUUCCCUUUGUUUUUCAUGCUGGUCAAUGUGUUUUAUUGGGCUUAUUACCUAUAUUUUUAGUAGAAGUUAGUUGCUUCAGUUUCCUGCUUCAGGAGGAGAGGAAUCUUGCCAGUGGGCAUCUAGAUAUCUAACCUCAGUGAAUCCAACAUGGACAAAACGCUUUGUUGUUUUUCCCGGGGUACAGAGCAGAAGAACCUGUGAGGGAUGCAAGAUGCAAAGCCUUGGUGCUUCAGCAUUAGCAACAUUGAUUCUGGACAACUGCUUGUUCAGCUGAGUGGCUGUGCUGGGCUCUUGUGCUUGUACUUGCUUUUCAUUCCAGUAUCCAGCCUCUCACCCGGCCAGAGAAGGGCCUGUAGGAGUGCACGUGGCAGGCCACAGAGCACGACAGGUGGAAAAAUGACCUUGGAAGUCUGAAGCGGGUUGGAGCCUUCUAGAUAUCUGAGAAGAUGUAGGACUAUCGCUGUUAUUGUUUGUUUGCCAGAGCUAACAGUAAGAGGGACUGUGAUGGCUGCCUCAAUAGCCGCUCUGUUGAUGUAAGAGACCCCGACGGCAGCAGCACGUGCCUCGCGCGGAGGAACGGCUCCUCGCGGUGCCUCCUUGUCCCGGGGCGAUGGCGGUGCUGGGCACAGGCGCAGUGGUACGCCUCGUUGCUUUUAAUACCUGUCAGACUCACUGAGGUCACCCUCACUCACUGAAGUUAACCAUCCCUGAGACAGAUGGAGGGCUUCUUAUUUGUAGAGCUGCAUUUUUUCAGAGAUUUGGGAACGUGAAAUACAGGCACCAGAAUUGUUUUGUAACCCAUCUCUUAUACUCUUGUCCUGCUGCACUUGAACAGAUUCUACCACCUUCCAUGUCUGCCUCACAAAUUAUUUUUCAUCCUGAGGAGUGCCUCCUUCAGCUUUCACCACUGUAAGCAGCUCUGGUUUCUUGCCAGCCAUAUUGCAGGCGUGGCCAAUUUGUCACCCCCUCUUUUAUGAGGCUAGGCAGCUGCGUAAGUCAGCAGUGCUGCUGGGUGAAAAAUCCAUGUGUGGGCUGAGGUACAAUGAUCAAAAUCAGCCCUUCACACUCUAUUUUAGGCUGAAACAGUGUUAGGUUUCUGCAGAAGUUCAGAUUCUAAGUGGGCUCUGGAAACUGCCAGUCAGCUUUGUUUAUCCUAAAUCAGCAGGACUGAAAACUUUGUUUUAAAAAUAAAUGUGGCACAGACACACUGGUGGUUGAGAACCAAAUGCCAUUUGUUACUAUGUAGCUUAAGGCUACUGAAGUCUUUAUUUCCUGAUUUUAAAAUGAACUUUUAUUUAUGGCAGAUUCCACACCCCCCCCUUUUU
Molecule: messenger RNA, 4558 nt
Organism: Athene cunicularia (burrowing owl)
Lineage: Eukaryota; Metazoa; Chordata; Aves; Strigiformes; Strigidae
Gene: GABRP
Product: gamma-aminobutyric acid type A receptor pi subunit
Exons: 9
Coding region: 1956-3293 (445 amino acids)
Biological process (GO): chemical synaptic transmission; monoatomic ion transmembrane transport; nervous system process
Cellular component (GO): neuron projection; membrane; synapse
Molecular function (GO): neurotransmitter receptor activity; extracellular ligand-gated monoatomic ion channel activity; GABA-A receptor activity
Source: RefSeq, a predicted model, not a curated record